GUCCACGUUGUUAUUGGUUAACAGUCACACUUAAGCUAUUGACGGAGAAAUACGCUCUCUCAGUCACUCUCAGCGGACUGACAGAGCUGUGAAUAAAUAUCAUUAAUGCGUUAUUUUAUUAUUUUGUUAAAGAAUAUUGUCAAUACGAAUGCGAAAGAAAAUAUGAAAAUAUUCUUAAGGAAAAUAUGAAAAUAUCAUAUAAAUGAAAUGGAAAAUUAUUAUAUAUUUCAUGUAGAAUUAUCUAUACGUUAGUUAGAAAAGUUUAAGAGUAUAAGGAAGUAAAUCGUGUCUUGUUUACCUAUGGCAGAACCGGAAGCGGAAGCAGAGGGCGAGGUAGAACCAGAGUCAGAAAGUGAGGUUGAACCGGAAGGUUCUACUGAGCCAGAACCAUACUGGCCUUUAGCAUUUCAACAAUGGGGAUCGGCAUGGCAUUUACACACGUAUUCAGUUGCGUGCAUUUUCAUGUUCAUAGCCAUUCUUGCAGCAAUGAGUAUGAUUGUCUAUUUAAAGAACAAACAGGUGCUCAAACAAGUAACCUUGACAUUUACUUUGCAGUGCUUGUUGCUGUAUUUCACUUUGCUUCGGUCAUUGGUAAUGUUUAUCAACCCUUACCAAACAGUGGAAAAAAUUAACGACACAGUGUUCCACAUGAUGUGGUCAUUUUCUUUACCAGGACUCACAGCAGCUUUCAGUGUGUUAUUGUUAGUUUUCUUGGACACAACUAAAAUGACAUUAGGACCUCCAGUGUUUCAAAAAUUGUCAGUACUGUUGAUAUUCACCGCUUGCCAUUUUGUUAUCGUUGUAUCAGCUGACAUUAUUUGUGCUCUCGUCACGAGUUCCUGUGCACCCAUGCUGAUGUUCUGUCAAGCUCUGUUUAUACUCUACGGGACCUUGUUGGCAGCCGGUUACGCCUAUACAGCGAUUUCUUUACACAGAAAAUGUGUCACCGGCGUUAUUAGUGCGGAAGAAAACAGAAAAAUUAUUCGUCUCAUAAAAAUCUCAGGAUUUGCCUCAUGCAUCGCCUUAUCUAUUGCCGUGACGCAUCUUUAUGCGGCUUGCAGCGAAUUCGGAAUUUACAGUGACGUCAUCUACGUAAACGCUUGGGAUUGGUGGAUUCUACAGUCGGUUCUUAGAUUUGAAGAAAUUAUGUCAUCUUGCCUUAUUCUGCUGAUAGCAUUCCGCAACCCAUUUGUUGGAAAUUGCAGAAUAAGAAACUGGAUGUUAAAAUCACUCCAUAGGAAAACAACUCCCUUGCCGCAAACUGAUGUUUCACCGUUAGAUAAGACACAAGUGACAUAACGAUUUCCGCUAAGUGAAGACAAUUGGCGUUAUCACUGUGCAAAAUGGUAAACACAGAAUGAACGACAACUCAUGUGUUAAAUGGUGCCAGUAAAUUGUGGGCAAUGAAUUUCUAUGAUGGUCCAAAGUAUGGUCGGGACAACCAAUUAGAAUAAUUUGUAUUAGUCAAUAUGUAGGCCUAAAUUGGUUUCCAAUUAACUGAGGGCAUCGCAUUUGCAAUGUGUCAACAAUUAAGUGCAGGAAAAUUAAUGAAUACGGAAAAUCUAAAUAAUUAGAAUAAUUAUGUUAAAAAAAAAAAGACCCAGUGCAACAACAAAGAAACUAGUGCGAAAAGAAGAUAUCGGCUACAUAGCUAUAUAUGAUUAAAGCAGCAUAAAACAAUGUAUGAUAACGUCAGCUAUGUGCAAUUGUACCUACGAUAUUUUCAGUUUUUUAUACUUUUUCAGUUUGUUUGUUGACAAAAUUGUAUAAUAUUUUAGUGAUGCUACAAUAGCUGACAUGUUAUUUAUAAAAGAGAAGUACUAAACACUAAUAGAUACCCUUUUUGGCACUGCGUAGUGAAUAGUGUUUCUUGUGGCAAAACUGUGAAUUUUGUUAAUUAGAUAGAGAUGUUACUUAAGGAUUUAAAAUUCGGUCUUGACUAUGAUUUCCCUGCCUGGAUUGAUAUUCACCACGUUAAUAAGUUAGAUACAAGUACUGGCGUGUUUUCUCCACUUGUCCACUUCUCUAUUCUAUUAUAUUAUGUUAUAUUAUAUUAUAUUAUAUUAUAUUAUAUUAUAUUAUAUUAUAUUAUAUUAUGUUAUAUUAUAAAGUGUGUAGGUUUUUAUACCUUGGCUUAGCGGUAUCGUUUUAACAACAUUUCUUAAAUAAACCUGAAUAAUGUAAUGAAAAGUGUUUAAGCGCCAAUUCUUUAUUCAGUCCAAAUCAUUUUUAACAUUUAAUCAGGUAAUAUGCAUCUAUGUAAGUGCCAUCCUAUUAGUCUUACAAAUAUAAUAGAACAAAAUAAUAUGACCAGUAAUGAAAUCUGUAAGAAGAUCCUUUGGAAGCAUAGAAUGCAACCAAGCAAAAUAAUAGCAGACUCGGUUUGACUGAGUCUGUACAUGAGAGGUAAAGGAAAGUGCAACACCCCUCACAUCCCCCUAAGCAGAAUUCUAUAACAUACAUAUAUUGAAUGAACUCCAUGAUUC
Mercenaria mercenaria is the source of this 2486-nucleotide messenger RNA. RefSeq lists its product as uncharacterized. NCBI's taxonomy places the organism in Eukaryota, Metazoa, Mollusca, Bivalvia, Venerida, Veneridae. The transcript is spliced from 2 exons. Bases 301 to 1299 code for a protein of 332 amino acids. The record is from RefSeq and is a predicted model, not a curated record.